Messenger RNA from Paramecium pentaurelia, 1972 nucleotides. The record is from the annotation of a GenBank genome assembly. Lineage: Eukaryota; Ciliophora; Oligohymenophorea; Peniculida; Parameciidae.
AUGUUAGGGAAAUCCCAAAGAGAAGUUGUUAGUUCGUUGGAUCUGAAUACAUCAAAUGUUACUUAAUAAUAAAAUCAAAUUGUAUUCAAUGGAAUAAUCUUAAAACCUAAUUCCCCAAGAACAAUUUAAGCAUGUCAGAAGUUAGGAAUAGAUUUAGGCAUUUUCUAAAUAAAGUAAAAUGAUAUUAUAUAUUUUUAGAGAUCUUAACAAUUUUCGUACUAAUGAUUGUUACAGUGAUGAAAUUCUAUAAUUACGAUAUGAACAUUACGUUAAUAAAACAAAUUGUAAAGAUCAACAUUAUUUUAGAAUUAUUGAAUGAAAUAUUUUAGAAAAGAAAAGAAAUCAUACGAAAAAAUAGAUAACGUUAAUUAUAAUGUGCUUCAAUUGAGUCUCUUGAAAGAUCAGUUUCUCUUAAAUAAGGUUCUACUAUUGAUUAAUUAGAGUAUGUAUUAUAUUUUUUAAAUAUCUCUAGACUGAAAAAACAAAUGGAUUAUGCUUAUAAUAAAACUUUAUAAUAUUUGUAAUAAUAGGGAUUAGUUGAAGGAAAUGUUACAUAAAUGAUAGGGGAAUGUUAGGAUGUUGCAGAGUUGGAAGGGGGAUUAAAUAAAGAAUUAUCAAGAUAUAAUAAACAUAAAAUUUAGAAAAUAGUAUUUAAUAAAUUUAUCUUAGAGAGAAGCUUAAAUUAAAUUAGAAGAAGAUAAAAAGAGAGUUGAACUAUUAGAAAAAAUACAGGAAAGAGAUUAAAGAAUAGUUCAGGUCAUGAGUAAAAAAUAAUAAGAAAUGAAGGAGAAAUAUAGUUCAACUAAGAGAGGUGAAAAUAAAAGAAUAGAUACUUAGGAAAUGGAGAUAAAAUCUUAACCUAGAGAGAGUGAAGCACAAAAAAAUAUAUAAUAAUAAUCGUAAGUGUAAAUUAAUAUUAAGAAAUAAUGAAAUUAAAAGUAAAAUGUUAAUGAAAGGUGAUGAUUAAAAAGAGAAGAAAAAAAGAGAAUAAGUUUUAUUAAGAAAGGAAGAGUUUGAAAAAUAAAUUGAUAUUGAUUGUCAAAUGUAAAUGGCUAAGAUACAAUAAAAAUUAGAAAAUAGUGAGAAAAUGUAAAGAGAAUUAAUCUAAAAUAAAAUUGAAAAAAUAAAAGAGUAAAAUCUUAAAGAGCAAUAAAUUAUGAAAUAACAAAAAUAAGUUAAAGACAAGAUAUCAUAAGAUCAUAUACAUUAACUUUUAGAAAAGAUGGUGUAAAAGGAGAAAGAAUUUUAAAUAAACUAAAAAUCAAUUUUAAAUAUAGAAUAAGAAAAAAAAAUAGAAAUUAAAUAAAAAUAAAGAAAGAUUAAAUCUAAUUAAGGAGAUAUUUUUAAAGAUAGAGAGUAAAUAUAGAUUGUAGCUUUUUAGUGAGAAAUUAAAGUAAAUAAACAAGAAGUUUUUAAAGAUAGAAUAAUUUAAUAAAAUAAAAAAAGUAAUUAAAUUAAUCAAUUUAGGAAGAAUAGGAUUAUAAAAUUUUAUUGAAAUAAGAAUUGAGAAAAUUAAAAGAAUAAGAUAAAUAAGAUAUAUUAGAUAGAUAAAAAAGAUAAAAUGAAUAGAGAAUGUUAGAGAUUACAGAAAAAUACAAGUAAGUAGAUGAAAAAAACUAAUUAAAAUAAUAUUAAAAUGUAUUAUUUUUAUUUAUAAUAUUAGACUCUUUUAUAAUAGACAUCUAUGUAAAUAAGCAAAUAGGAAAUAUUGGAAAGAAAUAGAAUCUAUUCACAUUUAUAGCAAAUGAGUGAUAAUCUCUUUAAUAAAAAAGUUAGAAAGCGAAAGUAAUCAAUAAAAUAACAAUUUAGUAUAAGUCAACUAGAAUAAAAUAUCCUCACUAUUAAACCUAAAGUAAAAAAUUAAAAAGAAGACACUGAAUUUGAAGAUCAUACAAGAUUAUUAAUCACAAUGCUCCAAACCUCUGAUGCUGAAGAAACUUAAAAAAUUAAAUAAAGUAAAAGACAUAAUUGA